Cinara cedri is the source of this 3426-nucleotide messenger RNA. Lineage: Eukaryota; Metazoa; Arthropoda; Insecta; Hemiptera; Aphididae. The record is from the annotation of a GenBank genome assembly.
GGUGAAUAUUAUUGUUAGUGACACAUCAGCAACCUGUGAACGUCCAACGCAACUGCCACAACACACACUCAUAACCGAGACGUUCCAACAACGUCCGCAAUUCCCGAUGUAAUCCAAUCGAAUGCCGACCGCCGUCACACGUACACAGACUGCUUUCCCUCGGCCCUGUCUCCCACCAGCUACUGGCUAGUAGCUACAGUUGAAGGCGCGUAUCCCGUCUGUUUGUACGUGGCACCCGUUCGACGCAUUACAACUUCCAAGUGCUCCUGAGUACCCACGGUAAAACAAUGGCGCCUACCAAAGGCAGAAAGUCCGCGGCCAACAAGAACUCGCCCAUGUUAAGCCAUGAUUUCGUGAUUCAAAAUCAUGCCGACAUCGUGUCCUGUGUGGCUAUGCUGCUCGUCAUUGGGCUUAUGGUUCAGGUGACUACCUUACACCGACAAUGGGCCCGAUUUCAAUAAUCCGUGUCUACAGAUUGUAUUUACCUAUUUGUUUUUUUUUGUGUUACAGUUUACGUCGCCAAUAUCCUCGUUGUUUGUGGCCCUGCAAUACGGCCAAACCAGCGAUCCCAAUACAAAUGUCGUUUAUACAUAUGGUACGGGCCCAAAAGAUUUGUGUGCCGUCUUCUUCUAUUUUCUCAUUUGCAUCAUAUUCCACGCUAUCAUUCAAGAAUAUGUUUUAGAUGUAAGUGGCACGCUUUUUUUGUAUACACAAAGUUUGGUACUUUUUAAUUGAGGGGAACGCCAUUUUCAGUCAUUAAACAUAAUUUAUCCAUCCGUAACAGUAUUUUCUGUUCGUAAUAUUUUUUUUUUUUUUACAAAAGGUACACAGAGAAAUUAGUUACAAUGUUGUGCUGUAGAAGUAAAUAUAAUGAUUGCAUUUCAUUUUCUCGACAAAAUUGUUGUUUGGUUAGAUUGAAAUUUUGAUAAAAUUAGAAACUGAAAAUUUAGAUUGACAUUGAUACUGUUUUAAAACUAUAUUUCUAUGAUUAGUAAAAGUAACAAUAAGCUCCUGUUUUUAAUUAAUAUUACAAAUCAAUGAGUAAUUUAAAGUUUCUGUUUAUAUUUCCAAUAAUACGAUUUAUCGAGUGGUUUUAGAGUAGAACAAUGUAACGAACAUUAUAUAGCAAAAGUUUUUCUAGAAAUAUAUUUAAAUUAUCUUCUUCGUUAGUUUUACCGAACGUUUAUUGAAUUUUAAAUAAAGAAUAGGUAUAGCCUGCAAAAUAUUUUGUAUGUUUAACAAAUCACUUUUACUCAUAUAUCGAGAGACCCUUUAAAUUAUUUUUUUUUUUAUCAUACUUCACUUAGUAUUUGUAUUAGUCCAUUUAUUAUGUUAUAAUGUCUACUUGUUGAUAACAUACAUUGAUUAUGAUUUUAAAUUUAUAAUUUUUAUUUUCUACAGAAAAUUAGCCGUAAAUUACAUUUGUCAAAAUCAAAGAAUUCAAAAUUCAACGAAAUUGGUCAAUUGGUUAUAUUCUAUACAAUUUCAAUAAUUUGGGCAUUGGACAUUAUUGUGAAGUAAGAAUUGUAUUAUAAGUUAAUUCUGUUUUUUAAAAUAGAAUGUUACAUUUUCUUUGUUUAUAACUAGAAUAGUUAAAUAAUAUAUCAAAUUAUAUUUGUAUGAAAUGCUUUAUAGAGGAAAUUGGAUCACUGAUGUUACAUUAUUAUGGGUUGGUUACCCAAACUACAUACUGUCAUUCUCAAUCAAAUUCUUUUAUAUAAUCCAAUUCGCUUACUGGGCGCACAAUUUUCCUGAGCUAUACUUUCAAAAAGUCAAGAAAGAAGAUAUGUUUAAUAGAGUGAAAUAUUCCGUAUUAUACUUGGCAUAUAUUUCAUUUGUGUAUAUAACAAAGUAAUUAAGACACAUAUUUAAUAAAUUAAAGUUAAAAUUAUUUUAUUUUAUUUUAAUUUGUAUAUAUUUCAGCUUCCAUCGUACAGGUCUUGUAGUUUUGUUGUUAUACUACAUUUCUGUUUUUGUUAAGCUCGGUGUUACACUAGUAGACAUAACAGAAAAAGAAGAAGAUAGCCCAAAAGUCAAGUGUGAGUAUAUUACUUACCAAUGUGCAUCAAAAGAAAAGAAAAUUAAUAUAAUAUUAUGUUUUUAGUUGCACAAAAAGUGUAUCACUGGGUAUUUUCCCUUGUACAAAUAUCAAUCUUGUUGUUGUCACAAUAUAUGUGGUGGUUCGGUCUCAAAUUUGUGCAUUAUACUGGAGGUGCGCGAGACUUUAACUACGGCACAUUUAAAUUAGUAUGUUCGAUUGGUUCAUUGACUGUGCAAGCUCUGAUUCUUAAUGAAUUAUGUAAUGAACUAAAGUUUACUGGCAUCACUAUAACUAUUCCGCCUAGAAUAAUGAAGUUAUUACCUAAAUCUAAAUCUCGUAUUGAUAAUGCUAACAAAAAGCGUAAAAUCACAAGUAAGUGAUAAUUAACUUUAUCUUGUUGGAUUUUAAUAAUUUAUGUGGUAUUGUUUUCAAGGUAACCGAAAAUUCAACGAAUUGACAGAAGCUGAUCAGAACAUUAAGAAAACGUUAAAAACCGCAGCAAAGAAAGCAGCUAAGACUAAGGGCUCUAAAUAAUUUUAAUCGAUAUGUAUUGUGUUGAGUCUGGUGUAACUUAAUAUGGUUUAUCAUGUUUAACAAUCAUAUUUUGUGAUACAUUUGCGCAAGUCUAAUAAUAAUUAUUAUUUAUAAUAUUUUCUUCCUAUAUUAUCUAAGUAAAAUUUAUUUUUAUUUUACAUUACAAUGUUAUAUACUAUGUAUAUAAAGAGCUUUUUGAAUGUUGUGAUUUAUUUUAUUUAAAUCCUGUGUUGGUUUUUUUUUUUUUAAUCAUGAUAUAUUGUUAAAAUUUGAUUUUAUAUUUUAGAUUCUGAACACAGUGAGGAAUCUAUUAGUUUUAUUAUGUGUUUUUUUUUCAAAUUCUUUAUAAAUUAAUAUUUACUUAUAUUAAUAGAAAUCAAAUCAAUUCCUUUUAUAAUUGAAACAUAAUAUAUAAUAUUGUAUAUAAUAAUUAAGAGACCUAGACUUAUUGAAUAUUGUUAAGACACUAAAAAAAAAAAAAAAAAAUCAUUUACCCUUUAUACCAGAACAACUGAUAUAUACGAGUACAAAUAAUUAAUAUAGAGACUGUCAGAAUAUUCUUAUAUUAUUAUUGGUUAUCAAUAUUAAUAUUUGUGAUCAACAAUAUUACUGAGGCAAGGCGGAACAAAACUACUCACAGCAUAAUACACAUUAAAAGCUUAGUUUACAGAUUUAUUAUAUUCAUUAAUUUGAACUUACUACUUACAGUAAUGCCUUAGUAAUUGUCAAGCAAAAAUAACUAACCAUUUUUAUUUCAUUUAUUUAUUACUCUAUUAUAUUUUACUAUUAACUGCUAUUUUUGCCACAUUGAUAUCAUACAUUUCUAAUCAUAAUUAUUUUUCCGUGUGUAA